AGUGCUGGUCGGGUCGCGGUACGACGCGGACGCGGCCGGCCGGAGCGUAUAGCGUCUGUCGUUCGCGGCGUCGCGGACGUCGGGCGUCGGGUGUCGCGAGCCGGGCGUGUCGGGCGCCCACGUGUCGGGUCCUCCCACGCGGUGGGGGGCGUCGCCGGUCGCGUGUUGUGCGCGUGCUGUCUCGUGCGGAGGUGUCGGCCGCGAGUGACAGGUGGAGUGCGUCGGACGGUGUGUCUGCUGGACGACCACUCUAGUGGUAACUGGUGUGACGUUGUGACUUAACAGCUCCUGUGCGUCGUUCAUGUCGAAGUUGCUGUUGCAUCGCCUCAAUUGUAAGUCUGUUGUGUAGGCGGCAGGAUGGCGUGAGCGACAGCACCAUGACGUCACAGCAGGAUGCGGGAUAAUGAGAUGGAGAUGGCUGCAGCAUUUCCGCUGCUGUUGCUGCUGCUGUCGCUCGCUGGUGGCGCCGUCAACCCCAGCUGCGAGUGCGUGCUGUUCACGAGCACGUUCGGCAAGGAGUUCGGGGUGUUCAGUAGCCCCGACUACCCUCGGCCCUACCCGGACGACAUCGACUGCCUCCUCUACAGCUUCGUGGGAGGGCCUCACGACAUCGUGCACCUCACCUUCGUCGACUUCGACGUGCAGAAGACGCAUCUCGACUGCUACCGGGGCGACCACGUGGAGGUGUUCCUGUCCCUGGGAGGAGGCGGUCCCCGGGCGGGCCUCAGCGAGCGCUCGUCGCCGUCGGGCGUGCUGUGCGGCGGCCUGCUCGACGUGCCGGCCGCGCUCUUCAGCCAGGGGCCGGCGCUGGCGCUCGCCAUGCACUCCGACCGCAGGCCAGGCAACCACUCCGGCUUCCUCGGCCGCUUCCGCUUCCUCGACAGGCGGCUGUUCAAGUCGUCGGGGCGGCCGCUGAGGGGAACGCGCUGCGACCAGCUGUUCGUCAGCAGCCGCUCCUCGCCGGCGCACGGCCGCUUCUACUCGCCCAACUUUCCGUCCAGCUACCCCACCAACACCACCUGCAAGUAUUCUUUCCGAGCGAGACCGUACGAACGUGUCAGAGUGGUGUUCGAAGAAGUGUCCUUACAGAGAGGUGAUCUCAGCUGCCUGGAGAGCCAGGACCGGCUGUCGGUGUUUGACGGUCCGAGCCCCUUGUCGGCGGCCAUCGCGGUGCUGUGCGACGAGGUCUCCCAGCUGGAGGUGCUGUCCACAGGCCGCAGCCUCUUCGUGGAGCUGGUGGCUCGCUCCCGGUGGCCCGGGCAGGGCUUCCGCGCCUCCUACCACUUCCAGAACGACUCCGACUACAACACCGUAGACGCAGAGUUGGACUACCUCCCAGCAGACAUGGAACCACCUGCUGUGAGCGCCGCCACGUCCAACUGCGACGUGACGCUGAGUAGCGACCUGGUGAAGAACGGCUCGGUGUCGUCCCCCGGCUACCCGGACCCCUACCCGCCGGGCAGCCACUGCCGCUACGACUUCCAGGGGCGCGGCAAGGAGCGCGUCCAAGUGGUCUUCAACGACUUCCUGUUGCACCAGCCGCCAGAGAGCCACAGAGACUGUGAGGGAGUGGACGCGCUGGUGGCGUACGUGCACAUCGAGGGCCGCAUGGAGAAGAUCGACAGCUUCUGCGGGGACGCGAUGCCCAAGCCGCUCAUGUCCAACGGCGCCCGGCUGCUGCUCGAGUUCCGCGGCCAGCACUCCUCCAGCCACGCCAGGGGCUUCAAGGCCACCUACAGCUUCACCGAGAACUUCGGGGUGCUCGGCGGUGGCGGGCGGCAGCUGUCGGAGUGGCCGUGCGGCUUCGCCUUCAACAGCAGCGAGGCGACCAGCGGCUACGUCACCAGCCCCAACUUCCCCGGGCUGUACCCCAGGGACACCGAGUGUCACUACUUCUUCCAUGGCGCCGGCACCCAGCGGGUGCGUCUGCGCUUCCACUACUUCGACGUCGAGGGCGUCCAACCGUGCGAAGCAUCUUCCGCCAGCGAUUACGUCGAGUUCUCCAACUUCAUGGCGCGAGACCGAAAGUACUCGAGAUACUGCGGCCAGCUGAAGGAGUUUGACAUCGAGUCUGACCGCAAAUUCUUCAGGCUGACCUUCCGCUCGAACGACCGGCUGGACGGCACGGGCUUCAACGCGACCUACUACUUCCUGGACGAGGAGGAGAGCUCGCCCGCCAAGCCGAGACCGACCAGCAGCUCCAGAGGAAAUGCAGUCUGCUGGGCCUUGGUACUCCUCAGCAUCUUCUCCCUGCUGUGCUGAUGUCAACUCUUGAAACAACGAGUGCAGAUGUAACACAGUGCUUAUAACUAAAAAGGUUUAUUUACUUUUCUCUCUCUGAUGCUCAUUUGCGAGCGCAUGGACAACCUUUUCGUAAGUGCUGAACAGAUGGACAAUCAACAAUGCUACAAUAGAUUAUAGCCUCUACUUAGAAAACACUGUACAUAAGAGUUAUUUGUAACUGUUCUUAAUACCGCAGGUACCACAUGCGUGGGAACAAAGUAAUGUUGAAAAUUACUAAAGUUUAUUUGUAGACAGACUUCGUUAUGUAAAUAGUUUAGCACAUGUUAAGGCAAAACUCAAAGUAAGAGUAGUUUGUUAAACGUGUGUGCCAAUUCAGAAAUAUAUGACCAAUAUGGAAGUGUUGAUUAUUUUAAUAGAAGCGAAGUUAUUGCUAAACGGAACUACAUUAUUUUAAAAGAUAUGUCACAUUUCAUUAUUACGAGGUCACUGCCACAGAUAGAAUAUUUUAAUCAUCUUAACUGCAUCCAAACUCAUACUACAUACUUUUAGUAUAUAAUCUUUCAUUAUAGUUUCUACAUGUAUUUAAAAUUGCAGCAAUAACAUCUGUUCUUCCAUUUCCCUGUAUUUAAGCUCACCACGAGUUUCUUUCAGACAGAACAGUGGUAUUUUUUCAAGCCAAAAAUAAAUUAUUUAGACUUGUUUCUACAUGGGUUACAUCUAGAAAAACAAACUACAAUUGUCAAUCCCCUUGAAACACAACACGUUGUCGUUACCUCGCACCAUGCACAGUAGCGUCAUUAGUAUAUGCUAAUAACUUUAUUGUACUUCUGAUGAUAGCUGCUUGUGGAAACUGUGUUGGACAGUUAUGAAGAGGAGCAAUUUGUAAUUAUUCAAAAAGUUGAAUUCUGUUGACAGCAUAAAGAAAUUGGCGUUGUACCUUAGCACGAACUCUACGGUGCCUGUACACGAAAGUAGAAUAUGAAUAACAUCUGUGAGUUUUGCACCUUAAGUGUGUUCGAUUAUAUCUAUCACUACACAACACAAUAAGUUAAUGUCCUCUCACAGAUAGAGCGUGUAUACUAACGAAAAUCUUUCAGCAUGAAAUUCUGAUGGUUAGACAAUGAGAGUCCCUUUCGCUCACAAUAUAAAUAAUAAUACGGCAAAAAUUAUAUUUAUAGUGUCUGAAACAAGUAACGUAGAAGUUAAACCGCGAGACAGCACUGAAUGCAGCAGUAUCUUAAUGAAGUGAACUUCUGUAUAUCCUCAUAACGUCGCCUUAGGUGUUGAUUCAGUGGAUCUCUCAUCUGAUGUUUACAACAGUUUGCGUCCAUAACGAUGUAUUUUGUUAUAUCAUCUGCACUGUGAACAGGAAUUACGGCAGCUCUGCGAUGGAACCAUCAGACAUAAAUUACAUGCAAUUAUGAAUAGUGAGAUUUCAAAAUCAGAAUAAUCAAAUUUUCAGUGUAACAUUGCUUCAUAAUUGCGAAACAAAAGCAUUUUUUGAAAACAUAGAUACUAUACUGUGAGAAGAUUUCCAUAUUCCAGUCUGUUCUUUGAUCAUAAACUAAUUUACUUACACUUACCGCUAAGUUGCCUAUGGCGUCAAUUGACACUGUUCUAGUCAUGUAUUCUUCUUGAUCAGUUGAGUAAACAUGUUCUGUAUGCACUGCAUUACUUGCAAAUCUUUUGCCAGCACUUGUUAUAAAAUAUGUGAAAACUUAGCAGGUUUCAGCAUUAUUACACAAUCGUAUUUGUGAAAAUGUUUUUGCUAUUUUUUGUGAAGUAUUGUUUCUUAAUAUGUGAAAUCUGAACACAAUAACUCACAUUACAAAAAAAAAGUGACAAACAGUAUCAUAAAUUCCAGACACUUUUUAAAGUGCUUCAAGUAACCAGCAGAAGGUCCAUACUGAUCCGCUAUUAAUGUCUAAAGGAAAUUAUUAUUCUUUAACACACUAUACGUUAUGCUUCAGAAGGAACAUGUUUCAAGUUGAUGUGCAGAACCAAACAUUUACCUAAAAUUCGAGUAACUUAAUGCUUGACUUUGCUGUAAUCAGUCACUGAGAAUCUCAAAAACUCUAAUUAUUAAUGUCAUUAUAUCUGCUAAUAUAUCACAACUAAACCAUUGUGUUAUAUACAACAAAGUAAAUUCAUUCGAUUUUUUCACAGAAUUUCUAACUAAAGAUGGAUAAAUUGCGAAUUUUUAAUUGUACCAAAAAGUUUGUGUUUGUCCAAACACUGUUCUAGCUCGAUAGGUUGCAAAGAGAUUGAAAAUUCACAUAAAGAUUCUCUUUAGUUAGUACUGCUACAGAGUUGUGAUGCAUAUGUGUUAAGUCUACUAUAGCUGUUCCUGUAAGUCUGCCUUGUGUAACUGAUUAACAAUAGUUGCAGCUAUGCAUAUGUAUUUAUAUAUUGUAUUUCAUAAUCCUUUAUAAGAAUUUUCGUUUUAUAAACAUUAAUAAUCCUGUACUGUAGUUUCUUUUCCUAUGAACAUGUUACUUAUAUUUUACACAAAUUCGAUUUAAACUGCCAUCGCUUAAAUUUGCAUAAAGUUUACAAGCAUUAUGAAAUCAGUUCCCUGAAACGAAAACAUCUGUCCUAUUUUCUAAUAUCCAAACCUUUGAAGUUUCAUAUUUCUAAACAGAUUUUAUACUGUGAUCCCUUGACAUAAUUUCAUAAUAAAUUUUGUUAUGUCUCAUUUUUGAAAAUGAAUUUUAUACUUAUACUGGUACUGUCAGUUCACUAAUUAGAUAUGAACCUGCUUGCAGCAGAAUAUAUUAAUAAAAGUGUUUCUAAUAUUUGUGUACUUAUUUGUCGAGCGUUUGGGGAAUAAGAUAUGAAAGAGGAAGCCAUUUAUGACAAUUUUUGUCGAAUAACUAUAAUUUAACGGUGAACUUCCAGAUAAAUCUUGUGAUUUGAUCUAUGAUUUUUAUCUUCAUGGUAUUCACGAGCUUAAUAUCUCUCUUAAAAUUGUAUAUACUAACACAUUUGCAGUUCUGAAGGUAGGAUUUCUUAAAAGUAUUUAAGUAAAUGACACCUGACAGCUUUAAACAGCACUCACUACAGCAGUGGGCAUACCAACAGCACACAAAUAUUGUACACUGUGUAAAACAUGUGAGUUAGAACCCCAAAAGAUAUUGAGCGAGGUUAAUGCAUUGUAAAAAUAAAUCGAAAAGUAUGAGUGCCCAACUCACACUUAUAUUGUUUAUGAGCACUUUUAGUUGUAAUGUUGUACAAUCUGUAAAUCUCAUAAAAGAAUAUUUGUAACCCAAAUUACUGAGAAACAUAUCAUAAUGUUUAAUAACGAAAAUAAAUGGUUGUUUGAUUGAAAAUUUUA
Molecule: messenger RNA, 5578 nt
Organism: Schistocerca gregaria
Lineage: Eukaryota; Metazoa; Arthropoda; Insecta; Orthoptera; Acrididae
Product: suppressor of lurcher protein 1-like
Exons: 14
Coding region: 394-2262 (622 amino acids)
Cellular component (GO): plasma membrane
Source: RefSeq, a predicted model, not a curated record